AUGUCACAGAUCGGGAAUUAUUACCUGUUCACACUUCCAAGUGGAACAAACACGGCAGACGCGUUUAAUUUUGACCGAUUGCAGUCGAAGUCCGAAGGGAUGGCCGAGUGCUAUAAAAGUGUCAUUCCACCACAACUGAAAUUUGAGACGCUGGACACUUUAAUGACUCUUUCGGACGACUUGGUCAGAAUGGAUGUCUCUGUAGGGACUACAGUGAGACGGAUGUGCGCAUGUUGGCAAGAGACUAAUAAAGAAGUCACAUUCACAGACAAAUGGAACGAGACUGAUUUGACUCAAUUCAGAUGGGACGAGACUAAAUACCCAUAUACGGAGUCAGCUAAAGUCCUUACACAACGUAUAUAUAAAGACAUCCAACAGAUCGAAACUAAACUUCGAAUGUUCAUGUCGAAAUAUCAAACGACGAUUCGUGAGUUAGCCAUCGAAAACAAAAAAGAGUCCGGGACCUUAUUAACAAGAAGACUUGAUUCAUGUGUUCCCGAUGAUGUUAUUGUCGACUCCAAAUAUUUGGUUUCGGUGUUUGUAGUAGUCGCGAAAGCACUUAAAAAGGAGUUUCUGAAGAAUUACGAGUUGAUGAAUGAGUUUGUUGUCUGUGACUCUGCGGUGUUGGUUGUAUCUGACGACGACUUCGAUUUAUUUAGAGUCGUCAUCUUCAAAGACUUUUUGAACGACUUCAAAAGUGAAUGCAGAGAAAAGCACUACACUGUGAGAGAAUUCAAGAGAGAGACUACAAGCGAAGCUGACUCGAAAGCAAGUCUUGAAGAGAGUAUCAACAACCAGAAGAGCAAAUUAAUUAUGUACUGCGAGACCAACUUUAAACAUGUGUUACAUGCUUGGUUCCACUUGAAAAUACUUCGUCUGUUUACUGACUCUGUUUUACAUUAUGGCCUACCUACUAAAUAUGACUUAAUUGUGAUGAGAAUGAAGAAGAGAGAGGGCAAAAAACUGUUCAAGAAUUUGGUCGGCAAAAGACCAUCACUGGGAUUCGAGUUGAACUACCUCCCAACGCGUGACGACUUGGGCUAUGAACAAGAAGGUGUCGAACAAACGUUCCCAUUCGUUUUCACUCUUGUCGACGUCGGGUACUUAUUCAACCCGUCUACACUCGCCACUCGAUAA
Molecule: messenger RNA, 1137 nt
Organism: Entamoeba invadens IP1
Lineage: Eukaryota; Evosea; Mastigamoebida; Endamoebidae
Product: vacuolar ATP synthase subunit C, putative
Exons: 1
Coding region: 1-1137 (378 amino acids)
Biological process (GO): proton transmembrane transport
Cellular component (GO): vacuolar proton-transporting V-type ATPase, V1 domain
Molecular function (GO): proton-transporting ATPase activity, rotational mechanism
Source: RefSeq, a predicted model, not a curated record